Colletotrichum siamense is the source of this 207-nucleotide messenger RNA. RefSeq lists its product as uncharacterized. Bases 1 to 207 code for a protein of 68 amino acids. The record is from RefSeq and is a predicted model, not a curated record. Lineage: Eukaryota; Fungi; Ascomycota; Sordariomycetes; Glomerellales; Glomerellaceae. The transcript is spliced from 2 exons.
AUGCAGUUCUCGAACACAAUCGUCGCAGCGUUCACUCUGGCCCUCGCCACGUUCGGCGCAGGUGUGAACGCCCGAUGUGGACCCCGGAACGGUCUAUGCAGCGGGGAGCUCAGCUUCAGAUGCUUCGAUACUCACAGAACUAGGUUACCACUUCAGCGUUGCUUGUUCUCAAUAUCAGGGGAGGAUGUUCUAUUUAGGCAUGAAUAA